AUGGCGUCUUGCCAUGCCGCCCGCGCGCAACAAACUACACGUGUGUCCGACCGGGUACAGUCUUGCGCCUUCGUCCAGUACGCCCACAGAGCGAGCGCCGAGUUCGCCAAGGAAGCGAUGUCGAACCAGUCUCUCCUCACCGCCGAGAAGCUCGCGUCCAACAGAGCCGCCGGCGAGAGACGGAGAGAAAAAAGCACCGGACCAAGCCGGCCGCCCUCGUCAGCCUCCUCCGGUAGCGGUAGCGGCGGCGGUGACGGCGGAGACGAUGGGCCCGUGCUGCACGUGCGAUGGGCCGCGGAAGACCCCAAUCCCCGGGCCGUUGUCCAGGCGAGGGCGGGGCACGCGCAGACCCUCUUGGCUGCCCAGGUGGCUAACGGUGCCCUGCCGUCCGACGUCGCCGGCCGGCUCCCGGGGGCAGACCGCGCCCUUUUAAGGAAGGCGGGAAUGGACCCGCGCAAUCCCUCGCAGGCCGAUCUCGAGCUCCUGAACACGCAGCGGCAGUACCUCGCCGUACAGGGGCACCCUGAGGCGAACGGCGAGUACCCCAACACUGACCAUCAGUACCCGCCGAACAUGGAUCAUCAUUACCCCAACACGGAUCAUCAGUACCCCAACACUGAUCAUCAGUACCCGAGCACGGAUCAUCAGUACCCCAUCACGGAUCAUCAGUACCCGAGCACGGAUCAUCAGUACCCCAGCACGGAUCAUCAAUACCCCAUCACGGAUCAUCAGUACCCCAAGAUGGGUAAUCAAAAUCCAAGCGCAGGUCACCGGCACACGAGCUUAAGCGACGAUCCCGGUGACCGACACGCGAGCACCGACGCACCAUCACUCCAGAGCACGCAUGGCGGAGCAAGACAAGGCUAUCCCGCCCAACCUCUUGGUGUCAGCUCAAGCACGCCUCCUGGCAGCAGCGUCGCGCAGCGUCAGAGUUUCGAGCGACUGCCGCCCGCGGGGGAGGCGGGGGUGGGCGUAGGAAGAGGGGCGGCAGCAGGGGGGGCUGGUGCCGGCGGGUCGCUGUCGCUGCUUGGCGGCUACGGCUCGGGCGAAUCCGACUGAAUAUUUUGUUGCUUGUGGAGUGUAUUGAAGGGUGUCGUCGUUGUUUUUCCGAGGAAGCUGAUGAGUGUGCGGUGGGGCUGUGGUGUUGUCUCCGUCGAUAGGAGUUUGAGCCGGAGUUUUUACUCUGCCCUCGCGUGCCACCAAGUAUGUGCCUGCGAAUGUGAAUCAAACUUGAAGCAGCGCAUUGUAGCUGUGCAGUCUUCCUGUAGAGGUCCCACGGCUAUCACUAUUAUCAUCCCUUGACGUACGACGUGCGUGCAAGUAUGGGAUCACGAGCGUU
Ectocarpus sp. CCAP 1310/34 is the source of this 1339-nucleotide messenger RNA. NCBI's taxonomy places the organism in Eukaryota, Phaeophyceae, Ectocarpales, Ectocarpaceae. The record is from the annotation of a GenBank genome assembly.